AUGGUUGGCUUCCCCGACGUUGUACGCAACAUAGUACCAUAUCAUCUCCUAGCUUACGGCACAUUGCUCGGAAUGCAGCUCUACCAGAGUUUCAUCAACACCGGCAUAUGCUACCGCGCCCUCCCCCUGCCCCAGUUCACGACGCUCCAGAAACGCAUCUUCCCAGCCUACUUCCAAGCCUCCGUCAUCCUGGUCGGCCUGACCGCCUUUACGCAUCCACCCAGGGGACUUAGUUCCUUGGUCCACCAUGGCUAUGAUGUUGUUCCGCUGGCGAUCGCUCUCGUCAUGAACGUGCUGAAUUGGGUGGUGUAUGGGCCGAGGACUACGCAGGCGAUGGUUGAGAGGACCCAUCAAGGUCUCAGACGAGAGACAGAAGCCACAGGGAGGCUGGAGGCAUAA
Messenger RNA from Coniosporium apollinis CBS 100218, 399 nucleotides. RefSeq lists its product as uncharacterized. The record is from RefSeq and is a predicted model, not a curated record. The transcript is spliced from 3 exons. The coding region runs from base 1 to 399 and encodes 132 amino acids. NCBI's taxonomy places the organism in Eukaryota, Fungi, Ascomycota, Dothideomycetes.